Messenger RNA from Rhineura floridana, 5000 nucleotides. It is a transcript of the gene BLM, whose product is annotated as BLM RecQ like helicase. The transcript has 22 exons. The record is from RefSeq and is a predicted model, not a curated record. Gene Ontology annotation, cellular component: chromosome; cytoplasm; nucleus. Gene Ontology annotation, biological process: double-strand break repair via homologous recombination; telomere maintenance; DNA replication. NCBI's taxonomy places the organism in Eukaryota, Metazoa, Chordata, Lepidosauria, Squamata, Rhineuridae. Bases 525 to 4871 code for a protein of 1448 amino acids. Gene Ontology annotation, molecular function: ATP binding; DNA binding; 3'-5' DNA helicase activity.
UUCCUUGAUACCGGAACCGAGUAGGACGGGACUCUCGACGGGGGUGUUCUCUUUUCUAAGGACCUUCUGCGGGAGCGGGAAGUGCUCUGUUAACGUCAUUUCCUGUGCGUCCGAGGCAGUCGGGAAGAGGCCCUCCCACAGCCAAUAGGAUCAUCGGGAGGCUGCGGAGGCGCUAAAGGCGAAGGAGGCGCCGUGGACAAGGUUGGUCUCCCAGGCGGCGGGUUCGGGCCCGGUCUCCACGCGCAGCCCGACGAGAUCCCGCCUCCCUGGCGGGGGAGGGGCUUUGUCCCUGGCGCCCCCUCUCAGCGCGGCCUGGAGGGCGGCGGGUUUGCGGAGGCUGCGCCGCUGCCUGUGUUGGGGACCAUUCGCAGGCGCUUUCCGGGGCGUCAGAAGCAGCGCUGCCACCAAGAGAUUCCUCCCCAUGCCCCAGACCCACCUGCACGUGCCCUUAACCCGCUGGGCGCCGCCUCUGAUAACACGUUUGCGAUAUUGCGAAACGCCCAGUGAGGAGCUGCGUCCCGAGAAUGGCAGCUAUUCCUCAGAACAACCUUCAGAAGCAGCUUGAGCUUCAUUCAGCCAAAGGCACUCUUAGUAAGCUGACACUUCCCAAAAACAAGGCUGUGGGAUUUACAUUCAAAAAGAAAACCUCUCCUGGUAACUGUACACUAGUAAACUAUUUAGCUGGAACAAAAGAGUUGGCCUUAAAGGAGAAGGAUGUUAACUCUUCUGUGACAAAACCAAGUGUGUCUUCAUCUGGCACCAAGAACAAGCAGAUGAAAAUCGUUGACCUUUUUGAAAUGACAUUGAAAGAGCAGGAAGGACAACAAAACUAUCCAAAUGAGCAACAUCAGAAAGUUCUGGAUAGUUUCCAAUCUUCUGUGAAAGAAAGCAAACCAGAUGACCUUCAGUUCUUGAAAUCGGAUCGCAAUGGCCCAUAUAAUUCAGUUAUUAAUAUUGAUGAUGUCUGGGAGGACACAGAUGACUUUGAAAUAGUUGGUCAGCAAAACGUAUGCUCAAAGCGACCUGUUUCAUUUUCAGACACUCGGUCUGUAAAACCUAGCAAAGCUCCAAAAAAGCUUAGUCCUGUCCCCAGUAAUUCAUCAAAGGCAGAGGGCACAGGAACAGCUAACCAAGAAAGGAAUGGACCCUGCAUUCGUAAGAAUAGCAACAUAGAGGUGCCUGACAAGGAACAAGAUCCUGCUAGGAGCCAAUCUGUCAUUUGCCUUGAUUCUCCAACACCCAGCCCCUGUGAAAGCUUUGUAGAUGAAAAUCUUCAAGAGGAGAAGCUUGUAGAAAGUUCUUUGCAUGAUGAGAAGGAGAAGUCUUUGAAGGCACAGAAUGAUGCUGUCUUCAUGCUGAAUGGAAGUGAGGAUCCAGAUGAUGGGUGGAAUGAUCCAGUGAUAUGCUCAGAGUUUGAGGAUGAAGAAGACUAUGUAGACGUUAUACCACCCUCCCCAGAGGAAGAAGUGCCUUCAUCUGCAUCCUCUUUGAAAAGCAUUAGGUAUGAUGGAGAUGAUCAACCUAUAUCUUCGCCCUUUACCAGAACCAUCUCUUGCAGAAGUAAGAGUCAUAUUUUUAGAGAAGCUGCUGUAGAGAAAACAUUGUCUUCUGAAGUCUUGAAAAGCAGCAUUCCAGACUUUGGAGAAACGACCAGUGGAACCAGCGAUAGGCAGGAAGAUAAGUGUUUGCUUUUGGAACGGCCCCUCUACAGUGUGAUGGAAGGCAUCUGUCAGCUAGUGGAUUCCAUCCCGGAAUGGCAGCUGAAGUCUUUGUCUUGUGGGAAGGAGCUCCUUGAGCAUAGAGACCACAGAAGAAAACUCUUAAAUACCCACACUAGUAGAAGUGGAAAGGGCACUUGCAUAUCUCUGGACAUAAACAGCAAAUUUGAUUGUGGAUGCGAUGGAUCUCUGGAUGGCGGUGUUUCUUUUCAGCUGGAGAAAACCUAUGCCACAGGCCUUCAAAGGGAAACAUUCUGCUCUACACAGUCUUCCCUGAAGAUUGUACAUCAGGGCAACCUUCAUUCAACUCCCUCCUUCGUACCAAACACUCGAGACUCAAGUAAUGCUGACCUGUCAAAUUUUUCAGAUAGUUCUGCUCUGGCCAGUGGCAUCUUGGAAGAAGCAGUGUUGUCUCUUUCCAGAAGAGGCACCAGUGAAAGAACACUCUCUCUUAACCGUGCUUUUAGAAACCCAAGGACAGAAGCGGGAGAGCAGGGGUGGCUGUGCUCAGAGAUGAAUCUGACCACUUUGAGGGACCAACAAAAACGUUCUCUACUCAAAAGCAAUUCCAGAGAGAAUUCCUCAGCAACAGGGAUCACGGACUGUGAUGACGAUUUUGAUAUUGAUGACUUCAGUGAACUGGAUGGCAUGCUAAAUACGUCAGCAACUGUACAGCUAUCUCGCACUCACUCCCAGUAUGUUGGGGAAGCUCAGCCUGCCAAAUCAUUCCUGGAAAAAAGCUCCCUUAUAGCUAAGAGAAAUCUUCAUUUUUCAAAUCCUGUUUUUCCCAAAGCAACCUCCCAAGCUCCCCUGGUUACAAACCCACCUUCCAGAAAUCCAGCUGUAGAUCACUUCAGAGGCGUAGCAUUUCCCCAUUCUAAUGAAAUGACGAAGAUAUUUCACAAAAAAUUUGGCCUGCAUCACUUUCGGACAAAUCAGCUUGAAGCCAUCAAUGCUGCUUUGCUGGGCCAAGACUGCUUCAUCUUAAUGCCCACAGGAGGUGGCAAGAGCUUGUGCUACCAGCUGCCAGCCUGUGUUUCAGCAGGAGUCACUAUUGUAAUCUCCCCCUUGAGGUCGCUGAUAGUGGAUCAAGUUCAGAAACUGACAUCGAUGGAUAUUCCAGCAACUCACCUGACAGGUGACAAGAGUGAUGCUGAAGCAUCCAGAAUCUACAUGCAGCUGUCAAAGAAAGAUCCCAUCAUAAAACUUCUUUAUGUUACUCCAGAGAAGGUCUGCUCAAGUGGCCGGCUGAUGUCAGCCCUGGAGAAUCUAUAUGAGCGGCAGCUGUUGGCACGCUUUGUGAUUGAUGAGGCACACUGCGUCAGUCAGUGGGGCCAUGACUUUCGCCAAGACUACAAGCGGCUAAAUAUGCUUCGUAAGAAAUUUGCUUCCGUUCCUAUGAUGGCUCUUACUGCCACGGCAAACCCCCGGGUGCAAAAGGACAUCCUGAAUCAACUGGAGAUACUUAAGCCACAGGUGUUUAGUAUGAGUUUUAACAGGCACAACUUAAAAUAUGAUGUCUUGCCCAAAAAGCCAAAACGUAUUGCUUUGGACUGCCUGGAGUGGAUCCAAAAAUACCACCCGUAUGAUUCUGGGAUAAUUUACUGCCUCUCCCGAUACGAAUGUGACUCUGUUGCCAGCAUUUUGCAGAGGUCCGGCCUUUCUGCACUUGCGUAUCAUGCUGGUCUCACGGAUGGCACCAGAGAUCUUGUGCAGCACAAGUGGAUUAAUCAGGAUGGAUGCCAGAUUAUAUGUGCAACAAUUGCUUUUGGCAUGGGGAUUGAUAAACCUGACGUGCGCUUUGUGAUCCAUGCCUCUCUCCCUAAAUCUGUCGAAGGUUACUAUCAAGAGUCGGGAAGAGCUGGGCGUGAUGGAGAAAUGUCUCACUGCCUGCUUUUCUACAGCUAUAGUGACGUCACCAGGCUGAGAAGGCUCAUCUUGAUGGAAAAAGAUGGGAACAACCAUACACGGCAGACUCAUUUCAACAAUCUCUACAGCAUGGUCCAUUACUGUGAGAAUGUUGUGGACUGCCGGAGGACACAGCUGCUAGCCUAUUUUGGGGAAACUGGCUUUAAUGCUAAGUUUUGUAAGGAAAACCCUGACGUAAGUUGUGACAACUGCUGCAAGCAGCAGGAUUAUAAAUCACGGAAUGUAACGGAAGCAGUGAAAAACAUUGUUAGGUUUGUUCAGGAGCAUUGUGGUGAGAAGGGAAUAAGAAGUGUGAAGAAUAACAGAGGAAGGUACACACUGAAUAUGAUGAUUGACGUUUUCUUGGGUACAAAGAGCGCCAAGAUUCAGUCUGGCAUAUUUGGCAAAGGAGCUGCUUACUCACGCCAUAAUGCUGAGCGACUCUUUAGAAAGCUGGUAUUGGACAAGAUUCUGGAUGAAGACCUUUACAUCACUGCCAAGGACCAAGCAGUCGCCUAUGUCCAGAUAGGCGAGAAAGCUCAUGCUGUGCUAAAUGGCUCUCUGCAGGUAGAAUUCUAUGAAACGGAAAGUGCCAGCAGCAUCCGGAAGCAGCAAAGAGCUUCAGUGACCAAAAUAUCCCAGCGGGAAGAGAUGGUUAAGAAAUGUCGUUCGGAACUCACAGAUGUCUGCAAAAAUCUUGGGAAAGUGUUUGAUGUCCACUACUUCAAUAUUUUUAACACUGCCACACUUAAAAGAAUAGCAGAGACAUUGUCUUCAGACCCAGCCGUUUUGCUUCAGAUUGAUGGUGUUACAGAGGACAAGUUAGAGAAGUAUGGAGCAGAAAUAAUUGAAGUGAUGCAGAAGUAUUCUGAAUGGACACAGAGAGUGGAAAGCAAACCUCUUCCAGCCAUGGGCACCGAUGUUAGAAAGAAUUACAGUGUUGAUGAGGCAGAGGAGGAGAUGUGCACAACCUCUGGCUAUUUCCACAAUAGAACCAACAAGGGAAGAAAGAGAAAAAAGCCACCGUUCUUCAGGGAAUCCAAGAAGAAGAAAACUGGGUCUGGAGGCCAGCAGGGUCAUUCUAAAGGGGGUUACAGAAUCUGCAGAAAGGCAUCAUCCAACUCCAAAGGUUCCACAUUUUAUGUCCCUACUGUCCAGCCAGGAAUUGGCAAACGGCCUGGAAUUAUGGCACUGCCAAAGCCACAAAGCAGACAAUGCCUUAAACCUUCUUACUCACUUUUGUAAUAUUCUUAAAGCCAUUUCAUUUCUAUGGACACUACUUAUUAUGAACCUACUAAAUUUCUAAUCAAGGUAUAUAUUUAUCUACCCUAACGCUUCUGCCUAACUUUUUAAUAAAUACAUUAGUUUGAACCA